Messenger RNA from Anopheles coustani, 4937 nucleotides. RefSeq lists its product as uncharacterized. Gene Ontology annotation, biological process: regulation of mRNA stability. The transcript is spliced from 4 exons. Gene Ontology annotation, molecular function: metal ion binding; poly(A) binding. NCBI's taxonomy places the organism in Eukaryota, Metazoa, Arthropoda, Insecta, Diptera, Culicidae. The record is from RefSeq and is a predicted model, not a curated record. Bases 212 to 3850 code for a protein of 1212 amino acids. Gene Ontology annotation, cellular component: cytoplasm; nucleus.
GGGAGUUUUAGUGCAAAUUAAUAGAUGUGGUUAGUUUCUUUUUGGCAAAACAGCACAUAAUUGUACUUCGCCACUUGGAAAACUUUGAUCGUGAAGCGGUGGUUCGCCGUACUGGAGCAUCCUUCCAUCGUCCCAUUUUUUAGCCAAACUUUCAGCGCGUUGCCCUAGUUUUGUUUAUAGAACAAAUCGUCUCCAUUAAAUACCUACCGAUAUGGAUUCAUUAGGUACGGAGAUUGGCCAGAAGAUGCGGAGCGCCGUUAAAGCAAAGCUCAUCGAAUUGGGGACCGGUUCGGCUAGUGGCUACAUCGACGAUGAGCUGCCAGAUUAUGUGAUGAUCAUGGUGGCGAAUAAACGGUCCCGUCAGCAAAUGAUUGACGAUUUGUCAUUGUUUCUCGGUGCCCAAACAGAAGUGUUCGUUAACUGGCUACAUCAGGUGCUACAGAAAUUACAAGAAGUAACGCUUCCGGCAUCGGCUGCGACAAAAAAGAAACCUAGCGAGACGGAAGAAAAGCGUAAGGAUAAGAAGCGCAAGGAUAAGAAAACUAAACGUCGCGACCGAAGCACAGAUAACGAAGAGGAGGUUACUGAUGAGCCUGGCCCGACGCGAUCCCCGGAUGGUAACAAUACGCCACCGCAGCCAGCGGUGGUGCUACCCGGAAGUUCUAUAACUGAGGUUUUUGCGAACCAGUACAUAGAGAAGGCGAAAAAAUCCCUUGAGAGUGCCCCGAUCACAAAGAAGACUUAUCAGGAGUCUACUGCUGCUGUAAGGGACCAACAGAGCAAAACACCUCCGGCUGCUAAGGGUGGAUCUGAGUUACCAUCGAUUACGGAAAUAGCCAGUGCCACCGUGGUACGGAAGCACCACAAGGAAUUGUGUGAGCUGGAGGAAAUACAGCAGCGUAUAAACGAAGCAAAGCGGCAUCUUCAAACGUUGGGGACCGACAUUUCGGACGACGACGACGAAGAUUUGCUUCAUUUGAAGGCAAACGAGGACGAUUUAGAAACUGAAGAAUCCCGAAACGAACGAACGUCAACAGCGGUCGCUCGAAGUAACAAACCCGUGGAUCGAGAAGCAACGGUCAACAAACAACGGCAAAGAAUAACGAUUGCACCACCAGAACCAUCCAAGCAGGUGACGGCUGCUCGAAGUACAACGCCUCCUAAAACAAGUGAAAAAGAUGCAGUUGCGUCUUCGCCGGUUGCUAAGAAACGUUCUGUACUGGAUCGUCUAGGAUCGAAAAGUUCUGUUGCUUCCGAUUCAACAAAGAUUGAGAAAUCGAAAACCUCAGAGUCGGGUUCAAAUGAGAUUUCGUCGAAAUCUGCUGCCAAGCCUGCUGCUACUGGAACUGAAAGCACCAACAGCUCCAAAAGCACCAUCAUCAGUCUGUCGGCCCAUCGGCGAGAGGAAAGGGAAAUAUAUGUGCCCCUGUUUCGGCGAAAAGAAGGCGCGUCGAAAGAGCAGUCCACCGUGAAAGACAAAUCUCGACACGAGCAGCAGCAACAACAACAUCAGCAAGUAAGAGGUAGAAGUCGUGAACGAAACAAUCGAGCCAAGCGGUCUCCCGUGUCACGAGUAACGUCGCUGCGGGAUGAUGGCAUUGCGUCGAGAAACCAAGAGAGUAGCUAUCGACGUGGUGCACGUGCGGAAAACCCUCCCGUGCGUGAGGCUCGCGCCAGGGAGCGAUCACGUAGUCGCGAGCGGAAUAGAGCAUCUGGUCGCGAACGGUCCGCAUCCAUUGGUAGGCAGUCAAAAAACGGCAUAGAUAGCGUCCGAGGACGCAUUGGAUCGCGGAUUAUCGUGCUACCACCGAAGCCCGAAUUUCAGGAGGACGAAAUCGAAGUCCCAGUUGCAAGCGUCAUCAAAAUACAACCGAGGCCGACGAUGCCGAAGAGCAAGCAACCUAGCAAAAAUCUUCUCCUGAAGGCAAUGGCCGAGGCGCAACGUUCAACCGUGGCAACCGUACGGAAAACCAUCGAUAAUACGACGGCUAUGAUGGAUAGUAAGCUGUCGCAUUAUUCCCGCAUGGAAGGGAAACGAAAGUUGGUGAUUGAAAUUCCCGGUGGGCACAGCAUACAGCCAGGAAUGGAAGUACAGUAUGCCGACGAGGACGAAGAGCACUACCAGCUGCACAAGAACGUACCGCUGUAUGGUGAGUUUCUCGACGACGAGGAAGUGCAUGAAGUGGACCUUGCGAAACAAGUUCUCAUGGAGGAGUGUGACGUUGAUGAGGAAUUCAAAGAUAUUCUGCAAAGUGAAAAUGAAUCAACACUGCAUAGGAUUCAUCAACGCGAACCGCAUCAUUCGGAGUAUGCAGCGGACGAUUCGGAGAAUAUGGUGCAUCCGGUCAACGCAAUCGGCGAAAGUGAAAACACAAAGUUUGUCGUUACCCUGGAUGGGGCCUACAAGUCUAUCCUAGAUGGAGACGGCUCACCCAGUCAUACGCCGCCCCCGCCGGCAUCGUCGGUGGUAGGGGGUUCCGUCAAAGGUCGCCUAUCGGUUAAGGAUCGGAUCGGCCCUAAACAGCCCACCAGCAGUCGGGAGCGUUCACCGAAACCGAAGGAUUCGAAUGAACUGGAAGAAACACUGAAAAAGCGCAAAGAACGGUUCAGCGAAAAAUUGGUUCCAGUGUCGGCACCAAAAUCACCCCAGCCAAAGAAAUCUCUUUCUCCACCACCACCUUCCACUACGAACCGUGGUUCAAAGCAGCAGUCGCAGUCGCGCUCUCCGAAACCACCGAGCUCUACGCGAUCUUCGCACUCCACGCAAAGCCACGCAUCAUCUCAACGCCGAACACCGUCCCUUAGUCCAGAACCAGUGGUAAGGCAGCGCAAUGCCUCUCCGCUGGAGAAACCGAAGCAAUCGAAGCGUCCAGCCGCCGUUCGAAAUGUCACCAGCUCGCCCGGCCAUUUGAACGAGCUGCUGCUGCAGCGCACCAGAGAAUUGAUGGACGAUAGUGUGUCCUCGUCGCCUAUCUACAUGUCCAAAUCGGACUAUGAUAAGAUGGAGCCUUCGUCGCGCAAGCGAAAACGGGUCUCGCCCAUCCAGUUCGAUCUGACCGAUGAGGAUGAUAUGCACGAUAGCGAGGACGACUAUCACCGUGAUCGGCGGGACCGAAGCCGGGACGAACGCAACCCAAGACGGAGCCGACAGCGCGAUAGCGAGGAGCGCAGGAGCGCACCAAGAAAAGACUCUAGACGUGAGUGGGACCGCGAAAGUGAGCGGCGAGACAGUAACUCCGCUCGUCAGUCGCCAGGCAAGAAGAUAAAGAAGCUGGAAUCUACCCGCAAAUUUGACGAUCUUCCACCGCUGCUCAGCGCAGUGACGGUGUCCGAUGGGAAAACGCACAAGUCGGUUGGUGGUGGAGCGAUCAAGGAACGCUGCAAAUAUUUCCCCAACUGUCGCCAGGGUGAUGCGUGCGAGUUCCUGCAUCCGAGCACCCCCUGCAAGGCUUUCCCGAACUGCAAGUUUGGGGACAAGUGCCUCUAUCUGCACCCGAUGUGUAAAUACGAUCUGACCUGCCACCGGCUAGACUGUACCUUUAUGCACACAAAAGGCUCAUCGGUGGCCGGUUCCUCGAGCUCUCUUGCUGCACCACCACUGGCAUCAUCCGUAGUGCCAGUGCAAAACUACAAAACGAUCAGUGCGAAACCGUUGCCCCCUCUGUGUAAGUUCUAUCCAAAUUGCGUCAAUGGCCAGUGCCCAUUCUACCAUCCGAAGAUGUGUCGCUUCGGCAGGCACUGUGUCAACAAGGUGGAAUGCAAUUUCUAUCAUCACGAGCUACCCCCGGGCGAAAUGCAUGAGGCUUCGGCAAAGGAUAAGUUCAAAUGGAUCUCGCCAUUCUCGGCUUGAGCAGGAAGAAGAAUGUGAAUCAUCUUGCGUAACUUUGCGAUCGUCAAAAUCUUAAUCCAUGGGAAGAUGCCGGCAGGAGGGCACAAUGUAAGAGAUGUUUACGACGGUGUAAUUAACCCAGACCGACAGACAAUUUCUGUUGGACACGUUUUACCCAAACAUUUCCUUUUUUUAAUUUUUUUUAUAACCUCGACUCUACUACGGCAUCUAGAGAUCGCUUAAAAAUUUCGUGUGUACAAAAGCAGACAGAAAAUAGUGGGCAAAAGAAUUUAACUGUCUCCAGCUUUACGAAACAUAAUUUUUCUUAACCGAAUUGCUCGGUAAAUUUCGGCCGCAUUUCAUUUCCCAUACUUUUUCUGUGGAAUUGUUUGUGUAGUAGGGCCAGAGACAUACUGGGAAAACAAACUUUUAGCAUACAAAAACCCUGUUCAUCAUCCGUACAGUAUAUCGAUAAGGAUAUAGCACGUCCAGAAAAUUCGAAUGCAAUUAUGGUGUAGCUAUUUAUUACUUUUGUUAACGUACAACAAAAACAAUGCAAAAUGAACCUCCCAUAGAUUUUAUCCAAGAUCGUCAUACGUGAGCACAGGGUAGAAACGGGGUAUGCUAACGUUGAAUUGGCCGAUAACGAAGAUCCAGUGACUAUAAUAUACGUGUGACACAUCUCAUGACAAAUGGCCAGCCGUGAGCGACGAUGAUCGAUAGCCCAGAGAAGCAAAGAUUUUGUGUUCAAUCCCCAGUAACUGAACGAAUUAAAAAAAGAGUGCACUAUUAGAGAGGAUUAAUUUCAUGCACUCUGCUUUAAACUUACAACUUUGAACUAGCAAUAAUCCAUAGUUAGGCUGAUUAGGCGUUUCGUUCAGUUACGCAAAGAUGCGCGUAACUGGCAAUGAGAGAAAAUUAACGAAGCAAAACAUAAAAUUCAGUCAUUAUUGUAGGUAACGUUGGCUUAAAUGUUUUUCUACCAUGUAUGACACAAAAUGUACAACAAAUUCUGUAAGCAAACGCUAGCAAGAAGAGGAGAAAGUGGCACUCUAGCAGGUGUAGAAAGUUCUAAGAAAUUAUUAAAUGCUACGAAGCGGAAGAAAAU